Molecule: messenger RNA, 1107 nt
Organism: Durusdinium trenchii
Lineage: Eukaryota; Dinophyceae; Suessiales; Symbiodiniaceae
Source: the annotation of a GenBank genome assembly
AGGAGCGGCGGUAUGCACUCGCUGCGCUGCUGGUUCUUGGAACGACCGCCGUGGCUCUGGUGCCAAGACUGACUGUGUGGCUUGCCCUGCUGGUACUUGGAGCAGCCAGGAAGGUGCUCUGUCGCAAAAUGCGUGUAUGGAGUGCCCUUCCGGCCGCUUCAGCAAUCGCACCGGGCUCAGCUCGCUGGUGCAAUGUGACACCUGCCCGCCGGGCACAUGGAGUGACGUCGCCGGCUCCACGAAGAACGUUUGUGUGACAUGUGCUGCCGGGAAGUGGAGCCCACAGAUUGCCGCCAUCAGCGAGGCCGUUUGUGUCUCGUGCCCCAUGGGUCGCUUCAAUGAGCAAGUUGGUUCAUCAGAGCCAGCAGCGUGCCAGCUUUGCGCCGAGGGAACAUGGAGCAUGAAGACUGGCGCAGAUACUGAGGAGGUUUGCGAGGCAUGUCCUGCGGGCAAGUGGAGUCCAGCCAAGGGUGCCACUACACCAUUGACCUGUGCAGAUUGUUCCCCUGGCACUUGGAGCUCCACAAAGGGUGCCUCUUCUUUGCUUGCCUGCACUAAGUGUGGUGCUGGCAAGUACAGUGAAGAGAUUGCAGCAACCAACGAGUCGACCUGCACACCUUGUGGAAUCGGAACCUAUCAGCCCAUCCUUGCGGCCAGCAACCACACUCUUUGCAUUCCUUGCGCUGUGGGGAACUAUAGCAAGACGAAGGGAAUGGCUGCUUGCCAUCAGUGUCCAUAUGGCAGUUAUGGUGACGCCUUUGGCCUCACCGAAUGCCACAAGUGCCCCAAGGGCACUUGGACACGAGCCAUGGGUUCUAUUCGCGCAGACCAGUGCUCCAGUUGGGUGAAACCACAAAAGGACAGCGAGCAUUGAGGUUGAAACAUCGUUAGGAUGGCUCCACAUCUGAGCCCCCACUUUUUUUGGUUCACUGGAGUCAAUAGGCGUCACCAUCGCAUAGUACUUGUAGAGAUUUUGAAGACCUCAGCAGCUGCGCUUGGUCAGACAUCAGAUGGCCAAAAGUGACAACUACAAUUUGUUGGUGUUGAAAGUCACCUCAUCCCUGUGGACCCCGUAGCGUGUACUCUCAAGGUAGAGCAAAAGGGACG